ACCGAACCGGGCCAAACGCAAACAUGGCGGCUUCCUUGGAAGAUGAUUUCGAGUUUAAUAACCAGGACUAUUACUCUCUGCUCAACGUCAGGAAAGAGGCCACAUUAGAGGAGUUGAAGGUGUCGUAUCGGAGGCUGUGUAUGCUCUACCAUCCCGACAAACAUCGAGACCCUGAGCUGAAAAGACAAGCCGAACAGCUCUUCAACCAGGUCCACCAGGCUUAUGAGGUGCUGAGUGAUGCUCACUCCAGAGCCAUCUAUGAUAUCUUUGGAAAGAAGGGGCUGGAGGUGGAAGGCUGGGAGAUAGUGGAGAGGAAGCGGACACCGGCGGAAAUUCGAGAGGAGUACGAGCGGCUCCAGAGAGAGCGAGAGGAGAGACGGCUGCAGCAGAGAACGAACCCCAAGGGCACCAUCAGCGUCGGUGUGGAUGCAACGGACCUGUUCGACCGCUAUGAUGAGGACUUUGAAGAGAUGCCAGGGGGAGGCUUUCCACAUAUUGAAAUCAACAAGAUGCAUAUUUCUCAGUCUAUAGAGGCCCCUCUGACAAACACUGACACGGCGGUGCUGUCUGGGUCACUAUCUACACACAAUGGGAACGGAGGGGGCAACAUCAACAUGACCAUACGCAAAGUCAUGUCAGCCAAGGGCUGGGGAGAGGUGGAGUUUGGCGCAGGAGACAUACUGGGACCUCUCAUAGGGUUUAAGGUGUUUCGCAAUCUCACGCAGCGGUGCUUCUUGACAGCUCAGUGCGGCUUGCAGUUCUCUCCUCGAGGCCUGAGGCCGAGCUGCUCCCUGAUGACGGCGCGCCACCUGGAUCAGAACACCAUGGGGUACCUGCAGUGGAGGUGGGGACCCAACAGCGCCAUGACGACCAGCCUGGUGCGGGACACCAAGAGCAGCCACUUCACCCUGGCUCUGCAGCUGGGCGUGCCUCACUCCUACCUGAUGAUGAGCUACCAGUACAAGUUCCAGGAUGAAGACCAGACCAAAGUCAAAGGCUCAGUCAAGACGGGCUGGUUUGGCACUGUGGUGGAAUAUGGAGCAGAGCGGAAGAUCAGCCGACACAGUGUCCUGUCAGCCACUGUCAGCAUCGGCGUCCCUCAGGGAGUCACGCUCAAGAUCAAGCUGGCACGUGCGAGUCAGACGUACCUGUUCCCAGUCCACCUGACUGAUCAGCUGCUGCCCAGCGCUGUCUUCUACGCCACUGCCGGACCCCUGCUGGUCUACAUGGCUGUGCACAGACUCAUCAUCAUCCCGUACACACAAGCACAGAAGGAGCAAGAGCUGGAGCUGCAGAGGAAAAGCUCCGCCACAGACAUUGCCAAGAAGAAGCAGGAGGCAGAGUCUGCUGUUCUGCUGAUGCAGGAGUCUGUGAGGAGAAUCAUAGAAGCAGAAGAAUCCAAGAUGGGUCUGAUCAUCCUGAAUGCCUGGUACGGAAAGUUUGUGUCAGACACCAGCCAGAGGCAGGAAAAAGCCAAGGUCAUCGACGUGACUGUGCCUCUGCAGUGCCUGGUCAAAGACUCCAAACUCAUCCUCACAGAGGCCUCUAAGGCGGGGUUGCCGGGCUUCUACGACCCCUGCGUAGGAGAGGAGAAGAGUCUAAAAUUACUGUACCAGUUCAGAGGUGUCAUGCAUCAAGUCAUCUCUGCAGACUUGGAGCCGCUACGGAUACCCAAACAAUCUCACAGAAUUGAGUCGGAGUCCUAGAUGCUCGCUGCUGUUGGAGCACCAGAAGGCAAAUGCAGAUAAAAGAGACGUUGUGUGAGCAGGAGGACCCCAGGAUGGAGUGAACUCAUCAAAAAAGAAAAAAAAAAGGAAAAAAGAAAAAGCUUGUUCCUCUCCUCUGGCCCUCUUCUGUCAUGGUAUUAGUGAAUCUGUUUAUCAAGUUCCUCCACUCCUUCCUUUCCUGUAGGGCAUUUCCCGGGGUCUGGCAGAAUCCCGGAGUCAGCUCUGAGUUUCUACAAGGUGUUACCCUUUGUGUCCUUGGUCGGCUACACCUGACAGAGCCGCUCAGAUAUCAGGCUGCUGGAGGGGAUCAGACAUGGGCACAGAGCACACUCUCAUACAUGCACGGGACUGAUUAUCAGUGCAGGUGUUACGAUGUUUUUUUAUUUUUCCCAACUAAUGAGCUAAAAGUGCAGAAUUACACUGAAACUUCUUUCUCGACAUCUAAAAGAUCUCUAACUUUACCCCCGUAUGUGUGUCACUCAGUUAGUUCUGACUCUAAUAAGUGUACCGCAGAGCCAUCGCAAUAAUAUUAUGCGGAGCCACGUCUCAGCAACGCCGAGGCGAGCCGGGAUUGAGAAAUGGCUGAGCUCGUGUUUUGGUUUUGCUUGUUAAAUUGUCCUAUUUUCAUUUAUUAUCCGUUUUAAUAAUGUAGGUUACGUUGUGUCUGCUGCUCAGUGCAGCACCAGUCAGAUUUUGUGAACCGGUGCUCAAAACUUUACAUCUGUGAAGGGGUGGGGGGAGGCGCAGGUUGCACUUUGAUAGCAGAGAAACAACCAAGGAGAAAUUGUCUUGAAUUGCCCGUAUAGAUUUUUAAUAUCUCAUCCUGGGCCACAAUCCGAAGGCAGAAAUUCAACUUAGAUUUGAUUUGCGUCAGUGCUUAUUGAUUAUGUCUGCGCAGUUCGAGUCAAAACAGAGUUUUUUUUAAACUGAUUUUUAAUGCUGUGAAGGUUAUGGCUUGUGCUCUGCUGACAUGGAUCUGGCUCAGAGCCAGUGACAACAGUGAGUAUUGGUAUAGAUUUAAAACAUUUUGGGGGAAAAAAAAUGAUAUGAAUGAUUAUUUUUGUGGUUUAGGGGGUGAAGGCACAAGCCAGCACUUCUCCUCAAGCACCUCAAGUUCAAGUUUUGCUGUUUAAGCAGCUUUGAGACAAACUACAUCCAGUAUUCUUAAUCAUUCACAUUAUUUAUUAUCUCCAUUUAGACCAAUUUUAGAUGACUGGAUCGAGUUGGAUCACAAGAAAACCCUGAUGUAAAUGCACUCAGACUCACACAGUGAGCUUAAUCCACAUACGACCUUUCUCAUCUUGGCCUGUGGAAAAAAAAAACAAAAAAAACAGAUCAACCCACAUUCAUUCAUUCACUCUCACACAUGGAUGGUUACAGCUGCCGUCCAAGGUGCUCCGCAUCCACUGGGUGCAAUUUGGGGCUCGCUGUCCUGCCCAGUGGCACCUUGACAUAUCAUCAGGGCAAGAUGGAGAUCGAACCACCAACCUUGAGAUUGGAAUAUGACCCGCAUGUUUGUUUUGAGAAAGCCUUCAUGUGGAAAUCACACGGAAAUAAUGGAUUCCGGCGAAUUUAGCACUGAAUUAUUGCAUUGAAAUGCCAUGUAAAUUGACUGUCCUGUUUCACAUAUUUCCAUUCAGUACCGUUCUCUAUCCACCUGAUUCUACUAAUAGAAAUUCCCAAACAUGUUGAUUUAAAAUGCGGUUGAUUUACAUUUUGAGGAGCUGAAACAAGCUCAUACAGUCUUUGAGACGUUUAUUCACGCCGUUGUCUCAUCAGAACGGUGAGAUCAACAGUGGCGAUGUCUUUUGAUACAGCUGACUGCUGAUGAAAAGGUUUCAAAGUUUUAUCAUAUCAACUGCAUAGAACAGCUCCCACUUUUUAGUUUGAACUCAUUACUCUAAUAUAUUCCCUGUGCCAGUAGUUGUAAUGAGAGAGAGAGAGCGAGAGACUGAUGCUGUAACUGUAAAAACUGAAUUAGUUAUACCCUAAUUUGUUGAGGGGAGAAAAGUUUAAACACUAUUAUAACAACUAAUAUAGGCUACAAACUGAAUUUAUAUUGUUUAUGAAAGUAAUAUUUUGCACAAAAAUGUACAGUAGUCCUCAUCAAAGUGGUGCUGAAGCCUCGGACUGUAGCGAUACACUUUCACUCAACUAAACCCAGCAACUUCAAACUGUGUCUUUCAAUUUCAGACUUUCUUUAUUACUGUGAUUACUCUGCAUGGCCAGAAGAUGCAAAGGACUU
This is a messenger RNA of Salarias fasciatus (jewelled blenny), 3972 nucleotides long. RefSeq names its product DnaJ (Hsp40) homolog, subfamily C, member 11b (gene dnajc11b). Gene Ontology annotation, biological process: cristae formation. The transcript is spliced from 16 exons. Bases 24 to 1706 code for a protein of 560 amino acids. The record is from RefSeq and is a predicted model, not a curated record. Lineage: Eukaryota; Metazoa; Chordata; Actinopteri; Blenniiformes; Blenniidae.